This is a messenger RNA of Ilyonectria robusta, 378 nucleotides long. RefSeq lists its product as uncharacterized. The annotation marks the transcript as partial. The record is from RefSeq and is a predicted model, not a curated record. The transcript has 3 exons. Lineage: Eukaryota; Fungi; Ascomycota; Sordariomycetes; Hypocreales; Nectriaceae.
CGCUCAGUAAAGCUUUCAACAUAUAGAAUCCUCUUCAUGGGCACACCUCAUCAAGGUGGGAAUGGUGUCCAACUUGGACAUAUGCUUGCAAAUGUAGCUUCUGUCUUCAUUGCUGCAGAUGACCGUAUAAUCAAGCAUCUGGAAAGAGACUCAGAGUGGCUGCAGCAGCAGCUAGGGCACGGAGACUUCAUAACGAAGUUUGCCUAUGAGGAGUACAAGACUCCGACCGUCCUUGGACAUAGUAUCAUCCAACCGGUGGUGCCAAAAGCAUCGGCAGUUGUCCCUGGACAGGCAGACGCAGAGCCCAUCGUCACCGAUGCAGACCAUAUCUCCAUGGUUAAAUUUCGUUCUAAGGAGAAUGCCAGCUACACAACAGUU